Stegastes partitus (bicolor damselfish) is the source of this 3080-nucleotide messenger RNA. RefSeq names its product SEC14-like protein 2. The transcript is spliced from 12 exons. The record is from RefSeq and is a predicted model, not a curated record. The coding region runs from base 282 to 1529 and encodes 415 amino acids. Lineage: Eukaryota; Metazoa; Chordata; Actinopteri; Pomacentridae. Gene Ontology annotation, cellular component: cytoplasm.
UUUGGCCGAGUCAGCCGGUUGAAGCUCCAACAGGCGCUGACUGACUCCUGUUUACGUUUUUUCUUUUUUUUCCUCUCCUGCUCGUUUGCUCACCUGCAGCAGGCAGCUGACAGGCAGCGGGACCAUCAGGACACUGCGGCCGCGAAUGAGCAUCCCGGGGCGGCGUCAGAGACAGAGAGCCGGCGGCCACGGUGCACGGUGACGGUGCUCUUCCUCCUUCUGUCUGCACGUUUGACUUUGAAGGAGCUGCUGGGUUCAUCUGACAGCCUCAGGACGCAGACAUGAGUGGGAGAGUGGGAGACCUGAGUCCUAAACAGGCUGAAGCUCUGGAGCAGUUUCGAGCGAGGAUACAAGAUAUUCUUCCUCAGCUUCCUGCGCAGCACGACCACUUUCUGCUACGAUGGCUCCGAGCCAGAAACUUCAACGUCCAGAAGUCUGAGGCCAUGCUGAGAAAGCAUUUGGAGUUCAGGAAACACAUGAAAGUAGACACAAUCAUCACUGAAUGGCGUGCACCAGAGGUGAUAGAGAAGUAUCUGUCAGGAGGGAUGUGUGGCCACGACCGUGAAGGCAGCCCCAUCUGGUACGACGUCAUCGGACCUGUGGACCCCAAAGGCCUCUUUUUGUCGGCCUCCAAGCAAGACUUCAUCAAGUCCAAGAUCAGGGACUGUGAGAUGCUGCAGAAGGAGUGUAACCUCCAGUCGGAGAGACUGGGGAGGAACGUGGAGUCAAUCACUAUGAUCUACGAUGUUGAAGGUCUCGGUCUUAAACACUUAUGGAAGCCUGCGAUAGAAACAUACGGAGAGAUCCUCCAGAUGUUUGAAGACAACUACCCAGAAGGCCUGAAGAGACUGUUUGUUAUUAAAGCCCCCAAACUCUUUCCAGUGGCCUACAACCUCGUCAAACACUUCCUGAGUGAGAACACGCGACAAAAGAUCUACAUCCUGGGAGCGAACUGGCAGGAGGUUUUACUGAAGUACAUCGAUGCAGAGGAGCUGCCGGCGUAUUACGGGGGUAAACUGACGGAUCCUGAUGGAGAUCCUCGCUGUCGGACCAGGAUAAACCAUGUUGGACCAGUUCCUCCCUCCUACUACGUGCGGGAUCAUGUAAACGUGGAUUACGAGCAGUGUACCACCGUCAGUCGAGGUUCGUCCCAGCAGCUGGACUAUGAGAUCUUAUUUCCAGGCUGCGUCCUCAGGUGGCAGUUUUCCAGUGAGGGUGCAGACAUCGGCUUCGGCGUGUUUCUAAAGGCUAAAAAGGGCGAAUGGAAGAAGGCUGCUCAGAUGGAGGAAGUCGUCCCCAGCCAGAGAUACAACGCCCACCUCGUCCCCGAGGACGGGUCGCUGACCUGCGAGCGUCCAGGAGUCUAUGUGCUGAGAUUUGACAACACCUACAGCAUCUUUCAGGCCAAACGGAUCAGCUUCACGGUGGAGGUUCUGCUUCCCGACCGGAUGCAGUCUCCGCAGAGCAACGGGAAGCCGAGCAGCCCCGUCCAGGCCGAGGGCAGCAGCAGCAGCAGCCCGACGCAAUGAGGAGGAUGGUUUAAAACUUCCAUGUUGUCAGAUCAGAAGCACAGCCUGACCUACCUGAGCUAAACAGGGACACGCUGCCUGUCUAACAGUAUUAUACCGGAACGUUCCAGGACCCUUUAAAUGUCUUUAAGGACCUUCUCCUCACUCAUCCUCCACUGAAAAACAGACAGAGCUUCACAUGUUGUUCUAUCGUGACAUUUUACUUUGUGUUUUUCUAUAGAAAGACAGAGUGUUUGAGAACGACCACCAACUUUAUCAGGUUGGCUCAUGUUUAAAUCAAGUGUAAAGUAGGCGACAGCAAGAAAUAAAACAUUUCAAAUAAACUCCUUCACGCUGUCCAACUUGCAAAAAUACAUUUAUUCAGUGGAGGAAAUGUGUUGUCAUUAUAAACACGAGUACAACGAAACUCUGUUUGGCUCUUGUCUGAUAAUUAAAAAGAACAAUUAGCUGCUAAUAAAGCACAGAUCAGUUAAAAUACACAGACUGACUAAGAGCAGCAGCAGAAUAAAUAAAUAUAAGCAGCAGAAUAAAGUAAAUAAAAACAGAAGAUUGAUAGUUUUUGCUGGCUGUUCUAAUAUAUUUAUACAAAAUGCAGCCACACCUGUAGCUCACGCACCAAAGUAAUGCGAAUAAAUGCAAGUUAGACGGAGUGCAGGAGUCCGUUUGAAACCUUUUCAUUUGUUUUGUCUCUCCUCUGCACACCCGACUCAUGAAACAGACAUGCAGAGAGUCUUCUGUCUCAUUUGUACAAAGCAAAAGAUGAUUAUUUUCUAUAGAUGUGCAGCAGAAACAUUUGCAAAUGGCCUCUCUUAUGACAAUCAAACAAUAAACCUGCCUAAGAAUUCAUUUAUAUGGUAACAAAAUGCUGAAAUGUGCAUCAUGUAAAAGCAAAUCUGCUGUUUUGUAUAUACAGCAAACAAUGUUUUUCAUGUUAUUAACCAGCUGUGUGUUACUAUCGACCAUCUUUUUCUUCCUGGAAUAUCGACCACUCACUUACACCAACAUGUGGAGUCAUUAGUAAUGAGCUGUGAAACUCCUUUUGUGCCUGUAUUAGGACGUUGGUGGUUUCUGUCCAUGUUUAAGCCACAAAACUUUCACAUUUGCAGAUCCUAACAUAUUUAUUUCCUAAUUUAUUGACAGCAAACACUGGGUGAAACAAGAUAGAACUAUUUAUACAAACAUGGUGAAGCUUGUGUCAGAGUUUUUCAGUCACAGUUGGUUUUAGGUAAGAAGCAUUUACAUUUCAGUGAGUAUUACAUGUCGUCAAGUCACUGGCAGUGAAAGAAACUGGUUUCUGCUGAAAGUCUCACCAGACAAGUGCUGAAUGUAGAUUUUGGCCAAAUGAUGGAUUCACUCUAUAUUCUUAUUUAUGUGAAUUGUAACAGAACCCCAACAACUUAUGAAGUUAUGAUAUUACAGAGAGAUGAUAUUACAGAGAGAACAAUAUUUUACAUAAUGAACUGUACUGAGAAGAAUAUUUCCUGUUAUGAUGAAGGUUGGACCAACGUAUAUUGUAAAGAAAUAAAAAUAGAUUUUAAACAAAACUUAAAA